Molecule: messenger RNA, 1674 nt
Organism: Penicillium soppii
Lineage: Eukaryota; Fungi; Ascomycota; Eurotiomycetes; Eurotiales; Aspergillaceae
Product: acid phosphatase DET1
Exons: 2
Coding region: 1-1674 (557 amino acids)
Molecular function (GO): phosphatase activity
Source: RefSeq, a predicted model, not a curated record
AUGGGGAAGCCACGAAUGAUUAUUUUGGUGCGCCAUGCACAAUCAGAAGGCAAUAAAAACCGUGAUAUCCACCAAACCAUUCCUGACCACCGCGUGAAACUCACUCAGGAAGGCCGUGGACAAGCACAAGAUGCAGGUCGUCGUCUCCGAGACCUACUUCAUCCGGAUGACAAACUUCAUUUCUUCACAUCCCCAUAUCGACGAACAAGAGAGACUACUGAGGGGAUCCUUGAAUCCUUGACCUCCGACACUCCGUCUCCUUCGCCUUUCCCAAGACACACCAUCAAGGUCUAUGAAGAACCUAGGCUACGAGAACAAGAUUUUGGAAAUUUUCAGCCCUGCUCAACAGAAAUGGAACGCAUGUGGAUGGAACGGGCAGACUAUGGACAUUUCUUCUACCGAAUUCCCAACGGCGAGUCUGCGGCAGAUGCAUAUGACCGAGUGAGUGGGUUCAACGAAUCACUUUGGCGCCUAUUUGGUGAAGAUGACUUUGCAAAUGUCUGUGUUCUUGUCACGCACGGUCUGAUGGCACGAGUCUUUCUUAUGAAAUGGUAUCACUGGAGCGUGGAGUACUUCGAGGACCUUCGCAACAUAAAUCAUUGCGAAUUCGUGGUCUUGACGCAUAACCCAGACAACGGGAAAUAUACAUUGCAGAAUAAGUUACGUACCUGGUCAGAUCUUCGAAAAGACAGGGAGCGUGAAAAUGCAUCCAAGGAGCAGAUAUCUCUAUCUACAGCAUCUCCUGGUCAGACUGACCAUGUCCCAAUUCGGCGAAAGUGGGGUGGUUGUCCCGAUGGCUGUACUCAUGGCAUGACUUCAAAUGGGAAACAAGCAUUGCGACCAGGCCUGCUAAAUUCCAUGCACCACGCGCAUGGCCAUUCUCAACCCAAGCACCCUGAUGAACAUACUCACUUUGGCUCCAAGCUGCAUAAAUCCGUUUCUAUCGAUGAGGUAGCAUCGUCUUCAGAAGAUAGUGCAAGCCAGAACGAUCCCAGUCGUACACCCAACUCUCGGCAGGUCUCCUAUUCGCAGCUCACAGUGGACGACGAUUCCAGUCCAGAGACCCGACCAAAAAUCAAUCCACUACAAUCGAAUAAAAGACCCACUCUCCAUGGAAUCAACCGCAAGAGUGAAGACCAGUUUAUCCACCCUCCAACAGCCUCUUCUUCGUCCUCGGCCCAUCUCAAAUAUGCCCUCCUGCACCUCGGAGGUCGUGAUGGUGGUGGUUCAAUGAGCGGAGCAAACAGUCUUGCCCCAUCUGACGACGAGGGAGACGAACACGACCCCCAUCGACACUCUAUACCAACAGUUUCCAGCCUUAAGAACGGCAGCUUAUCCCACGCGAACCAGCAGCAUUUCAAAUUCCCGCCUCACGAAACCCAAGGCCCCACUCCAUCACAGGAAGUCGAAGACGACGGUGACGAUGAGAUGAGCGGCAACAUCAGUAAAAAGUGUACUAAAUCUCGCCCGCACCACCACCACCAUCACCACCACUAUCACCAUUCUUCUUCCGCAAGCCAACCUGAACACCGCAUGGCCAAUAUCCUUGGUGAUGGCGAUGAGUCCUCAAAUCCCUCAGACACACAAAGACCGGAAGACUCCAGCCAUGAAGACUUAUUAUCCCUGGAAGAACAACAGCAGCAAGACCAGAGUAUCCGAGGGAGCGUCUAUUAA